AUGGAGAGCCUCCUGCGUGACCUCGGGGACGCGCGCGACGCCUGUAACAACCUGCCUUUUGACGAUGCGCUGCGCGACAAGAUAGCUACCGAACUGGAUCGCAUCGAGGCUGCUCCGCCUCUCGAGCGCUGUUGGCUGCGCUCACCGCCAUGCUGCGCGUCGUCGACCGCCUCCCGGCUCGGGGGCCAAGCCAAGGGCGUUGGGCUCGGCGGCGAUGUUGGAGGGGCGACGGACGCUUGCGUCCUAACCUCCAACAACGCCUCCCCGGCGCAGAGGGGCCCCCGGAGGGAUGCACAACCGACCCACGCCACGCCGCUUGCGGCGGUCCUCUUCCCAGCUCCGCUGAGGGACCGCGCAAAGGCCAGCAAGGCAACCGCACUAGCGCAGCAACGGUGGCUGGCUGGCGAUGCCGACUGGAAAAAUGCCGAGGAGUCGUCCACCUUUGCGCGGAACUGCGACCUCAGUCAGACACACCUGGUCAAGGCGGCCGAUGCAAAGUGGACCUCCUCCUCCCACUGCUUUCAGUGCGCUCUCAACACCGUGCAUGAGUGCGACGAUUUUGGCGACGACAUACACACCUUCCCAGACAUUCGCAGGAAGUGGCUGUCUGCUCAAGUGAGCGGGAGCGUUCACUAUCCGCGCGUCCGCUACAUUGUGGACUAUCCGCCAAACACGCCGCGACUGCCCUACCAUGACCACCCCGGCGGCGAGGAGUACAUCGUCUUUACCGGCCGCUUCGCGGACACAAACUUUGCGCAGGCCUCCGCCGCCGUGCCGCCACCGCCUCGACCGCCAUCCUCAGCCGGCGCCCACCCCGCCGCAGGGCGCACCGAGAUCCUCACCUGGUGGGGCUUGAUGCAAGCCACCUCCGCCACCGAGUCUGCGCAGCACGUGGCGCUCUGCCCACGCCUCCUCGUUCCACGGCAGCGCGAGGCCAGCUGGAUCGACGGGCCACGGCGUGGGUGGGCCAUCAGCAAGGACGGGCUCGAGACGCGGAUCGAGCGCUGGGCACCACACGCGGAGAAGGCGCGCCUCCCAACGCCGAAGGCAGGACCUAUCAAGGAGAUCUACCUGCUGCGCGGGUCGCUAUCGGCGGCGCAGCGCGUGGAGGGUGCCACGGCGGGCGAGGCGUUGGGUCUAUUGGCGGAGGGAGAUUGGAUCUGCUUUGCGCACGAGGUCUCGCAGGUGGAUGCCGCCGCCGGGCCCGACGGCGCGACGUUGCUCGUCAAGGAGCUGCUGCCCUACGACAGCUGGCGGCGGCACGUGCUGCAGGACGUCAGGCAAUCCUGGCACAGCUGGUCGGAGCCACCUUCGCUUCUCACGAUCGCGAUCGACCUCCACUGUGGAGGAGGGGGGGAGUGUUGCGCCCGGCAGUAG
Messenger RNA from Emiliania huxleyi CCMP1516, 1377 nucleotides. RefSeq lists its product as hypothetical. The transcript is spliced from 9 exons. Lineage: Eukaryota; Haptophyta; Isochrysidales; Noelaerhabdaceae. The coding region runs from base 1 to 1377 and encodes 458 amino acids. The record is from RefSeq and is a predicted model, not a curated record.